Molecule: messenger RNA, 6099 nt
Organism: Drosophila gunungcola (fruit fly)
Lineage: Eukaryota; Metazoa; Arthropoda; Insecta; Diptera; Drosophilidae
Product: homeotic protein spalt-major
Exons: 4
Coding region: 375-4586 (1403 amino acids)
Biological process (GO): regulation of transcription by RNA polymerase II
Cellular component (GO): nucleus
Molecular function (GO): DNA-binding transcription factor activity, RNA polymerase II-specific; RNA polymerase II cis-regulatory region sequence-specific DNA binding
Source: RefSeq, a predicted model, not a curated record
CAGAACGUUCGCAGCGCGCACUCGAUUUCUCUCAGUGACGCAGCCCGGCCCACGUUGCGUAUGCGUAACGCGCACAGUUUGAACAGCGAGUUUUCCUUAAGUGCCGCGAAAAUCCCACAAACGAUGACAAUCAACGGGCAGCUGUAGCUUAACCACCAGCUAAACACGUUAAAUAAAUUAAAUACGCGCUAAGGCCAGCGGUAAUACGCGUUUCCCACUGCCGACGGCAAAACACAAAAGUGUUCAAAAGUUAUUUUCCCCCCUUCAAAAAAAAAACCAAAAGAAAAACACAGUGCAAUGAUCAAGCUAAGUUAAAAUAUAUAAAAAAAAUAAACAAAACACACGCCACAAAAGUGCUAAAAAAAGUUCUCUUGAUGAAAAAUCACCUGUCCAACGUUCUGUGUGCGAUGCGUAGUGACUUCAAGGAUAAUCACCAGGAGACCAUCAAUAAAAUGAUACAAUUUGGUACAGUGAAAUAUGGCAUUGUCAAACAGCUGAAGGAUCGUGCACGCAGCGCCGACAAAGACACUGGUAGCGAUCAGGAGGAGAAUGGUGGCUGCUCGCCACUGACCACGGCCACCACCACGGCCAGUCCCAGCCGGAGUCCCGAGCCGGAGGAGGAGCAGCACGAGGAGCAGGAGCACCAGUUGCACCAGGACAGGAAACCAGAGGUAAAAUCAGAGCUUGAGAUUGAGUCCGUGGAGGACAACAACAACCGGGUGGCGAUGACAAAGCUAAGUGAGGAGGAGGAGGAGCGGGAAAGGGAAAGGGAGCCCAAUGCCAGUGGCUCCAUGCCCAGUUCCCCGGUGGCGGAGGCCAGUGCCGAGGAGGCGGCCACCGAGCGCUGCUCCGAGAAGGAGAAGGAGCGGGACAUCGAUGUGGAUGUGGAGAUGUCCGAAGAGCCGCCCAGCAGUACUGCGGCAGUGCCCAGCACGGAGGUGGCUCUGCCAGGAGCGGCGGCCGGUGCUCCGGUCACUCUGGAGGCCAUCCAGAACAUGCAGAUGGCCAUUGCCCAGUUUGCGGCAAAGACCAUUGCCAACGGCUCCAGUGGAGCGGACAACGAGGCGGCCAUGAAGCAGCUGGCCUUCCUGCAGCAGACCCUCUUCAAUCUGCAGCAGCAGCAGCUCUUCCAGAUCCAGCUCAUCCAGCAGCUGCAGUCGCAGCUGGCCCUCAACCAGGCCAAGCAGGAGGACGACCUGGACGAGGAGCAGGACCAGGAUCAGGAGCAGGAGCAGGAGCAGGAGCAGACGGACACCUACGAGGAGGAGGAGCGCAUAGCGGACAUGGAGCUGCGCCAGAAGGCCGAGGCUCGCAUGGCGGAGGCCAAGGCGCGUCAGCACUUGAUAAACGCGGGUGUUCCACUGCGAGAAUCCUCUGGAUCUCCAGCGGAAUCGCUGAAGCGGAGGCGGGAGCAGGACCACGACGGCCAGCCGCAUCGCAGGGCAAGCUUGGAGGGAGCGCACAAGGGUGACUCCGCCCUGGAUGCGCUGGCCAAGCUCAAGGAAAUGGAGAACACUCCGCUGCCCUUUGGGAGUUCCGAUCUGGCCUCCAGCAUCAUCACACACCACGACGACCUGCCCGAACCCAACUCGCUGGAUCUGCUGCAGAAGCGCGCCCAGGAGGUACUGGACUCGGCCUCGCAGGGCAUCCUGGCCAACAGCAUGGCGGAUGACUUCGCCUUCGGCGAGAAGGCGGGCGAGGGCAAGGGUCGCAACGAGCCCUUCUUCAAGCACCGCUGCCGGUACUGCGGCAAGGUCUUUGGCUCCGACUCGGCGCUCCAGAUCCACAUCAGAUCGCAUACCGGCGAGCGACCCUUCAAGUGCAACGUGUGCGGCAGUCGAUUCACCACCAAGGGCAACCUGAAGGUCCAUUUCCAGCGGCAUGCCCAGAAGUUCCCCCACGUGCCCAUGAAUGCCACGCCCAUUCCGGAGCACAUGGACAAGUUCCAUCCGCCGCUGCUCGACCAGAUGUCGCCCACGGACAGCUCGCCCACCCACUCCCCGGCCCCGCCCCCAUUGGGCGCCGCCCCCGCCUCACACUUUGCGCCCGCCUUUCCCGGCCUGCAGAACCUCUACCGUCCGCCCAUGGAGAUCCUGAAGAGUCUGGGCGCCGCCGCUCCGCAUCAGUUCUAUCCGCAGGAUCUGCCCACGGAUCUGAGGAAGCCAUCGCCGCGCUUGGAGGAGGAUGAACCGGUGGUGAAGCACGAGCCGUUGGAGGAGGAGAAGGAUCAGCGGUUGGAGCAGGAACAGGAGCAGGAGCGGGAGCGUGAACUGCAGCGGGAGCGGGAGCGGGAGCAGGAGCAAGAGUGCUCUGAUCCAGAGCCAGAACCGCUGCCCCUGGAGGUGCGCAUCAAGGAGGAGCGCGUGGAGGUUGAGCUGGAGGCGGAGGCCAAGGAGGAGGAUCACCGCACGGAACCGCGAAGGACGCCCUCUCCUCUGCCACAAGAACGCUCCCCACAUGGCCAACAUCUGCAGCAGCAGCACCACCAUCAUCACCACCAGCAUCACCAGCACAGGCAUGGCCACAGCCACUUGGGCUAUCCGCCGGUGGUGCAGCCCAUCCAACCGGCCGCCCUGAUGCACCCACAACCCUCGCCCGGCUCAUCCGGAUCCCACCUGGAUCACCUGCCCACUCCAGGUCAAUUGCCUCCCCGCGAGGACUUCUUCGCCGAGCGCUUUCCCCUCAACUUCACCACCGCCAAGACCCUGUCCCCCGAGCACCAUUCACCCGUGCGAUCUCCAGCUGGAGGAGCUUUGCCGCCGGGAAUGCCACCGCAACACCAUCACCCACACCCACACUUGGCCAGGUCACCGUUCGCCUUUAAUCCCAUCAAGCACGAAAUGGCCGCCCUGCUGCCACGCCCACACAGCAACGACAACUCGUGGGAGAACUUCAUCGAGGUGUCCAACACGUGCGAGACCAUGAAGCUGAAGGAGCUGAUGAAGAACAAGAAGAUCAGCGAUCCCAACCAGUGCGUCGUCUGCGACCGGGUGCUGUCCUGCAAGAGUGCCCUCCAGAUGCACUACCGCACGCACACCGGCGAGCGUCCGUUCAAGUGCCGCAUCUGCGGCCGGGCCUUCACCACCAAGGGCAAUUUAAAGACGCACAUGGCGGUGCACAAGAUCCGUCCGCCGAUGCGCAACUUCCACCAGUGUCCGGUGUGCCACAAGAAGUACUCCAAUGCCCUCGUUCUGCAGCAGCACAUCCGCCUGCACACGGGCGAGCCCACCGAUCUCACGCCGGAGCAGAUCCAGGCGGCCGAGAUCCGUGAUCCGCCGCCCUCGAUGAUGCCGGGCCACUUCAUGAACCCCUUCGCGGCGGCCGCCUUCCAUUUCGGAGCUUUGCCCGGUGGUCCUGGCGGUCCAGGUGGUCCGCCCAAUCAUGGCGGCCACAAUGGCGCUUUGGGUUCGGAGUCGUCGCAGGGCGAUCUGGACGACAACAUGGACUGUGGCGAGGAGUACGACGAUGACGGCGUCUCCUCGGAGCACCUCUCGAGCAGCCACCUGGAGCCGGAGGGCGAUAGACCCCGCUCUGGCGAUGACUUCAAGUCGCUGCUGUUCGAGCAGAAGCUGAGGAUCGAUGCCACCGGUGUGGUGAACACCAAUCCGGUGAGGCCGAGAUCCUCGGCCUCCAGUCAUGGCCACUCGGUCGGUUCCACCUCGGCGCCCACCUCGCCCAGUGUGCACCACUCGGGGGCGCAGGUGCCCAAGCCCAGUCCAUCGCCCGCCCGAUCGGAUGUCUCGCAGGGCGCUUUGGACUUGACACCCCGGGCGGCACCCACCUCCGGUUCCAGUUCGCGAUCGCCGCUGCCGCCCAAGGAGAAGCCGGCGAGUCCGGCACGGAGUCCCAGUGGCGGCCAUGCCCCCCUGCCGCCCACCGUGGGCAUCGACUGCCUGCCGCCCGGACUGCAGCACCAUCUGCAGCAGCAGCACCACCACCUGAUGCAGCAACAGGCGGCAGUGGCAGCGGCGGCGGCAGCGCAGCAUCAUCACCACCAGCAGAUGGCCGCCCUGCAUCAGCACCAGGAGCAACUGCGUCGCGAGGCUGCGGAGGCGCAGCAGAAGGCCGCAGCAGCUGCAGCAGCAGCAGCCGCCGCCGCAGCAGCAGCAGCGGCAGGCCAGCGGCAGUCGCCGCCGCAAAACAGUCAGGGGCGGCAGGAGGGCGGUGCUGGGGCGGGACCGCCGCCAAAUCCAAUGAUGGGCGCCCGGCCGCCCUUUGGGAUGUUCCCCAACCUGCCGCUCUUCCCGCCGGCCACCACCCAGAAUAUGUGCAACGCCAUGAACCAGAUCGCCCAGUCCGUCAUGCCCGCCGCCCCCUUCAACCCGCUGGCGCUGAGCGGGGUGCGGGGCAGCACCACCUGCGGCAUCUGCUACAAGACAUUCCCCUGCCACUCCGCCCUCGAGAUCCACUACCGGAGCCACACCAAGGAGCGGCCCUUCAAGUGCAACAUCUGCGACCGCGGCUUCACCACCAAGGGCAACCUGAAGCAACACAUGCUAACUCAUAAAAUCCGCGACAUGGAGCAAGAGACCUUCAGAAAUCGUGCCGUAAAGUAUAUGAGUGAGUGGAACGAUGAUCGCGAAUAAGUAAAGCACUCGAUACUAGCACGAUAACGAUCAAUAUCGCCAAUAUCGGCGAUCAAGAUCACUUUGCUCCCAGAAAGGAGGCUGGCGAUCGCAGCCCAGACUCAGUCAAGAUGCAAUCGAUUCUCGCAACCAAAUGAUCUCAAGACUUAGAGCGAAACGAGAGUGGGUGAAGAUUAGUCGUGUUUAUAUUUCAAAUUGUUGCCCACAAACAUAAUAUCUGAUUGUUGUUCCGAGUGAAAAGAAAAGCGAAGAGUUUUCAACCAUGAUCGAUUUCUUAUUUGCUGAUUUUGCUGAAGCUCCGAGCACUUUCAUAAACAAUUUUUAAUGAUCUGGCGCGUUCGCGAAGAAUUUCGCUGAAUACACGAUCACCAAUACUAAAGGAGGGAUCAUGAAACGUAUCCAAAGAUGCAUCAAAAGCGAUUUGUGUUCCAGCUAUACGAUAAUAAAGAUUCAGAUUCAGAUGGAACCAAAGGCUGCUUGCUAUUGAGAGACUGAUAGCGUUUCAUGUUCCACAAAACUAAAAGCGGCAGCCGCAGCUGAAGCAGGCAGUGAAGUGAAGGCGUAGUAAAAUCAAAAUUCGAAUUUAAAGCAAAUCUUAAGGUAUAUGCUAAUAUAAAUAUGAUAGGUACCUAAGCGAGACAUGUGUACAUACGUAUAGCUAUAUAUAUAUAUAUAUAUAUGAUAUAUUAUAACCAAAACCAUCACAGACGACACACGCAUACGCAUAUAUGUUAAUAAUCUAUUUGGAAUGUGCAAUAAUAUGACAUGCUAUAAAUUAAGAUGCGAACGCCGAGCGCAGGCUUUUGUUUCCUACUACUCGUAAAUUAGAUUUAUUUUCCACCUAUUGUACAUACUUCGUAUACACACACAUAUUAGAAACACACACAUUUCGAAAUCCAAACGCUUUGCUUUCGAGAAUGGGUUAGGAAUAAAAAUGGAAAAAAUCGACAAAAAAAAUAUAUAUGAGAAAUUGUGAUAUUAAAUGUAAAAAAAAAAAAAAGAAAUACAAAUUACGUUUGCGUUGCGGCCUGAGGGAAACGCAGUGGAAAAGGCCCAGCAAAAUGCUUUCCAUAUCACAGAUGAAAGAACCACAAAAGAUAUCUAACAUUCAUAGUUAAUUUAGUUUUUAGCCGAGGGGACCAUCCCCGACCCACAAACACCCACAAACACCCAAAAACACACACCCACACACCUAAUUUGACUUCAUUGGAAGGAUUAACCCUAGCGCUAAGUACAUGUAUUGAUUACCACAAUUAAAUUAUACACGGGUACAAAAGUUACCCCACUCUGUUCGUAAGCAUAAGCAUAGUCUCAUAAUUUAUUACGCAGCCCGAGCAAACACACAAAACUAAAACAAAAAAUGCAAAUAAAAGUGAAUCUAUUGAGAAGAACAAAUAAAUAUAUGUAUUUAAGUUAUGAAAAAUUAAUAAACCAUCUGUGAGUUUUCUUUCGGGGCUGGCUUAUCUCGAUCGGGGUUCUGGGAAAACCCAACAACGAUUUCCGAGAUAUUUCG